This is a messenger RNA of Ooceraea biroi (clonal raider ant), 2761 nucleotides long. It is a transcript of the gene Sec10, whose product is annotated as Exocyst complex component Sec10. Gene Ontology annotation, biological process: Golgi to plasma membrane transport; exocytosis. Lineage: Eukaryota; Metazoa; Arthropoda; Insecta; Hymenoptera; Formicidae. The record is from RefSeq and is a predicted model, not a curated record. Gene Ontology annotation, cellular component: exocyst; cytoplasm.
AGAAACGUCCGCUACGAGCCUCCACCAUCCUCGAGUGUAAAAAGUGGAUAAUAGUAGAUACCUAACCGUCGUGAUGUCAAUCGUGAAUGAAUCACGUUUGCUAUACGGAUUGCGCUCGCAAAUUGCACUCGAGACGAAUGAGGUGUGCAUGUAAUUCCGUAAAAUGGCAUGAACGACGAUGGUUCUCCUGCUCUCGUGCUGCUCACAUGCUCUUCUAGGCUGAGUGCCAUAACCAAACUUUACUUGUAUAUGCUUGGCGAACACAAACCGCUUCAAAAUGAUGCAACAAUACAUGAAGGAACUCGAACAGGAUCCGUUCGACCCAGAAGAAUUUGUUGAACGGCUGGCCUGGAGGACUGUCAAUGACAACACGAAAGAUGGGGGGAAGACCUUCUUCGAUCCGGUUAUCGUCCAUGAAACCUUCCUGCAGGCGAUCAAGGAUUUGCAGACGCUGCAGGAACGCCAGCAGAAGAAAUGCGACAGAUUGGAAGCCGCGCUGAAGGAGGAGGAGGCUCGACACGCGUUUGAGAUAGUAGAACUGCAAGAAAGAAACAGGCAUUCCAUUGACUUGUUUUAUCAGCUAGACGAGAGGAUAAAUCUCGUGGCUACCAAGGUCUUACACCUGGGCGAUCAGUUGGAGAGCGUCAACACACCGAGGGCGAGAGCAGUGGAGGCCCAGAAACUGAUGAGACACUUUUCAGAGUUUCUAAGUCCCGGCCCAUUGACAGAUCCGAUUUUCACUGACAAAUCUUCGCUGAACGACGCUGCGGAUGUGAUACAAAAGCUUCACCUUAUAGCUCAGGAGCUCCCUUCCGAAAAGUUUGAACAUGCGAAGAAGAAGAUCGCCGUCAAGUACGACGAGAUAGAACGAAAUCUGAUCGAGGAGUUCGUAAGAGCGCACAACAGGGAGGAUGCGCCCCGCAUGAGAGAGCUGGCGAGCACUCUGGCUCACUUCAAGGGUUACUCGCAGUGCAUUGACGCGUUCAUCGAGCAGAGUCAAAUGGGCUCGUUCGGUGGGAAGGACGUCUUUCAGGAUGUCAUACCUAUGUGCACCAAGUAUCACAAGCUGAUGCAACAAGUAUUCACGAAUCCCGAGCAGGUGAUGGCCAAGUUCGUCCUAAAUAUUUACCAUCUGCGUCUGCAAAAGUACGCGGUGGCCAAGUUGGCCGACAGAACCGAUUCGGACAAGUAUCUCAGGAACUUGUACGACCUGUAUACGAGGACGGUCAAGCUGUCCAAUGACUUGAGGGUCUUCAAUAUGGGCACUGAUGACACUUAUCUGUCGAAGCUCACCAGAAACAUCUUUCAGAAGUAUCUCGACACCUAUAUCACGGUCGAGACGAAGGCGUUCCGAGAACGGUCGACGGCGCUCCUCAUCGAGUAUUACGAGUCGAAGAAUCACCAGAAGAAGCAGCUGCAAACCGGUGGCUUCCAGGAGCUGCGCAGAGACUUGCAAGCAGUGUUGGGCGCGAGGACCAACAUAAACAUCGCUCAAAUAGAGGACUAUGGCGGCGAGACGUUCCUAUCGGAGGAACUAGCGAUCGCGAUACUGCAGAGGAGCAAGCUCGCCUUUCAGAGAUGUCAGUUGCUCUCGCAGUCCGCCGACGUGCCCGGCAACGCGGUGCAGGUCUUCGAGAUAUUGUUGCAGUACUUGAUAAGCGAGCACGUGGACUACGCGCUAGAACUGGGCCUGCAAGGCGUGCCCAUUCCAGAGAGCAGGACUCAACCGGAGAUUCACUUCUUCAACGUGAUGCAUCAGUGCAACGCGAUCGUCCGGCUCCUGGAGGAGCAGUUCAACGACAGCGUAUUGCCUCUCGUCCUUUCGACAGCCAAGCACGCCGAUUGCUUGUUGAAGAAGAAAGCGAUCUUGGAACAGAUCGACGUAAAGUUGGACACCGGCCUGGACCGCAGCAUAAACGCCAUCGUGGGCUGGGUGAAGGUGUACCUACAAAACGAGCAAAGGAAGACGGACUUCAAGCCGGAGACCGACGUCGACACGGUGAACACUCCAGCCUGCCUGGUGGUGGUGCAGUACGUGAGCGGAAUGAUACGACUGAUACGAAACACGCUGGACGGCAGACACCUGGAGACCGCUCUGAAGGAGCUGGGCAUCAGGUUUCACAAGGUCAUCUACGAUCACUUGCAGCAGUUCCAGUUCAACUCGGCUGGCGCGAUGUGCGCGAUAUGCGACAUGAACGAGUACCGCAAGUGCAUCAAGGAGCUGGAGGUCGAAUUUGUCACGAAUCUCUUCGACACCCUGCACGCCCUGUGUAAUCUGCUGUUGGUCAAGCCGGAGAACCUGAAACAAGUCUGCACGGGUGAUCAACUGAUGACACUUGAUCGCACCGUUCUACUUAACUUUAUUCAAUUACGGACCGAUUACAAGACACAGAAGUUAGCCAAUUGUUUAAAAGGCCUGGCGACAUGAUGACGCAUUCUACUUACUUAAUAAGGAAACCGAUACAUGCAUACUUCGCGCUCAGCCUAAUCUCUUCGUACACGAGUUCAGUGAUAGAAAUCGCUACUAAACACGAAAGCAAUCGUUAAUACAAGAUUUAAUAUAAGAUUUUAUGUAUUCAUGCCUGUUGUUUGAUUAGAAGUUUUUUUUGUCGUCCGGGGCUCGUCACAAUUAUCAUGUACAUAUGUGAAAAUGUUCGCAAAAAAAUAGCACUCUUUAAACAUAUCCUUCCUACUCGGUACUUUGACAAGACGCAAUAAACGAGUACACGUGUGGUAAGACGUACGCGAAUAAAGACCUACA